Molecule: messenger RNA, 2536 nt
Organism: Drosophila ficusphila
Lineage: Eukaryota; Metazoa; Arthropoda; Insecta; Diptera; Drosophilidae
Gene: IKKbeta
Product: inhibitor of nuclear factor kappa-B kinase subunit beta
Exons: 5
Coding region: 98-2266 (722 amino acids)
Biological process (GO): peptidyl-serine phosphorylation; tumor necrosis factor-mediated signaling pathway; positive regulation of transcription by RNA polymerase II
Cellular component (GO): IkappaB kinase complex; cytoplasm
Molecular function (GO): ATP binding; IkappaB kinase activity
Source: RefSeq, a predicted model, not a curated record
CAUCUCUAAGGAUCGUUUUAAAGUUUUGAUUUUGACUGCUAUGUAGGGAUUGUGAAGAAGGCUGCGUACACUUCGAGGCAAGAGAAAAGGCAAAACAAUGCGCUCCGUAGGAAACUGGGAACAGUGCGGAAAACUGGGCCAGGGCGGAUUUGGCGAAGUGCUCUAUUGGCGGAACCGGUCGACUGGCCGGGAAAUCGCCACCAAACACAUAAACGACAUAAAAUCCUUGAGUGCCGAUCAGCAGAUUAAACUAAGCGAGCGCUGGAAUAAAGAGUACCAAUGGGCUCGCCAGUUUCAGGAUACUACGCACAUUGUGCGCGGCGUGAUCCUGGACGACGAGGAUCCGGACUUUUUGGAACACCUAAAUGCUAAGCACAUUGCCAAACUGCCCGUGAUUGUGCUGGAGUAUUGCAACGGCGGAGAUGUGCGGAAACGGCUGCAGAGUCCGGAGAAUGCGAAUGGAUUGGUGGAAUUCGAGGUGCGGCAGAUCCUGGGAGCUCUGCGGCACGCCCUGUACUUCCUUCACUCCAAGUGUGGAAUUUGUCAUCGCGAUUUAAAGCCUGAUAACAUAGUAAUUCAUCGAGGAGAAGAUGGCAAGAAAAUCUAUAAGCUAACUGAUUUUGGACUAGCACGGGGAGCACCCGACAAGACGAUGCUACAGAGCGUGGUGGGCACCAGACAUUACUUUGCCCCCGAGGUGGUGCAGAGCGGAUGUUACAACACAGCUGUAGACUACUGGUCGCUGGGCAUCAUUGCCUACGAACUGGCAACCGGCGAGCUUCCCUUUAUACCACACCAGACGCCAAAGAACAUAUUGUUAAACUUGAUAAAGAAGCCCGCCAAUUGCAUUGCUAUCACAGAGGAUCCGGAGGAUAGCAGUCGGUUCGUGAAUCAGUUCGAGCUGCCCAAGGAACACCAUUUGUCGCAGCCUUGGGCCGAGGAGUUUACCAAAUGGCUGCGCCGCCCACUGAACACAGACUACAAGCAGCGCGGUCAACUGGCAUCUGAUGAAGUACAAUCAGUUCCAGUCGUCUUUGCUGAGCUCGACAAGCUGCUUCAAAUGAAGGUGCUUACCAUUUUUGCUGUCAACUGCAGCAAGCGUCUGGAAUAUGCGGUUACUGCUGAUAUGAGCAUGGCGAAUCUCGUUAGGUUGAUUGUAAAGGACACCGGGAUAAACGAAGAGGAUUUGUUCCCAUUGCUGCCCACUUUUCAUCCACACAAGCAUAUCACGCGCCAAACUAAGCCGUUGGAUCUUUAUGUGGAGGAGUGGAGUGACACCAGCAAAGAGUCUUCCAAGGGAGCAAAGCGUGGCAAUCCGCCCGUUAUGUUGUACGUGUUUCAGCUUAAAAAGGACUGUGACUAUAGUGAGCCCGAUCCCAGUUUGUCAGUACUGUCUCGAAUGUUCAUGAACAAUAAGCUUAAGUCAAAGGAAAGGUGGCUGCUUAAACGUGUGGCGCUGGACAUGCUCUACGUUCUUAACAAGGAGAAGGCAAUCUAUCAAAUGUUCCUGUCCGGUGUUAACGAGCACAUACUUUCGCUGGAGGACGAAAUUAUCGCUAUCCCGUUUAUCACCAUCAUUCAUGAGAAGUUGCUAACUGCAUGCCACAGCUACGAGCAGCUGAAAAGGCUGCGAGCAGCAGUUCAAAUUGAAUGUCCUACUUUUAAGCUAAACGACGAGACAGAAUGGGAGAAGCUCACGCAGAACUACGAAGCCAUUAUUGAAAACGCCAAAUCAAUUAAAUCCCAUUUUGAAGCCUGCUUGCGCAAUGCCAAGGAAUUAGUUAAAAGCACCACUCACCUCCUGAGCGAUCUUAGCGAGAAAGAUAUAUUCAAUGCCACUUUAUUCCACAAGCAAUACCUGCGCAACGGUGAGGUAAUUCUGCCAUCUGAGUUAAUGCAAGCUGGACAUCAGUUCGUCAAAGCUCGUUUUCAAUUGAUUAAAAAGGGCGAGGUUAAAUCCCUAUCAAAGGCCAUUGAUACCCUACAUAUCUACUUUGCUAAGAACAAGAAUGCCUUCCCCGACCUUAUGAACAAAUUUGCUUACAUCGAAAAGGAGAUAUUUCAGCUGCAUUUAAAGAUGUUGACGUUCAAGUGCGCAGCUCCACCUCCGAUGGUUCAGCUUAACGAAGCAAUGGACCAUAUGACUUUGAGCUGUGGUUCGCCAAGCUCGGACUUAUUUGACUCUCUAGGCACGUUUAGUGUUAUCGACGAGGCGGAAAGGAUACACAGCAUGCUGAUUCGCGAAAUGGAAAUCGAUUCAAACUAAUGAAUCAUAUAAGACUCGUAUAAGUAUGAUCAUCCGACAACACUUGUGCCCUUUCGAAAUAUUGAUUUUGUUUCGAUUUUAUUUUGUACUGCAGACCGAAUUGGUAAUUUAUGUAGCUUUAUUGGUUUCAAAGAAACUUGAUUGCAUGUUUCUCAUCUGAAAAUGUUUUUUAUUUUUUAUAGUGAUAUUGAAUUAAACUUGUUUAUGUUUUUUCACGUUGAUAUUAAAGAAAAACCAUUUUUAAAAUAAUCGUUUUUUUUUUGUGACCGU